Elaeis guineensis (African oil palm) is the source of this 1652-nucleotide messenger RNA. RefSeq lists its product as uncharacterized. Gene Ontology annotation, molecular function: zinc ion binding. The record is from RefSeq and is a predicted model, not a curated record. NCBI's taxonomy places the organism in Eukaryota, Viridiplantae, Streptophyta, Magnoliopsida, Arecales, Arecaceae.
CCCCCCCCCACCUCCUGGUUGCUGUUAAAAUCUCGUUUCAUUCUGUUUUCUAGCUCCUUCCUUCUUCUGAUGGGUUAUGGAUUGAGAAAAUCUUGCAAAGAUCCCAUCUUUGUGUGGUUUGUUUUGAUAAUUUUUCGUGGUUGUGAAUCGUAGUGUCGUAAGUGCUCGUUUCUUUAAUAGGUUUGCCAAUGCAUCAAUUAUGGUUCCCUAUAUUUCUGCAUUACAACUUCUCAAAAAAUGUUUCCAUUUGGGGACGAAUAUGUGCGCCCUAGAAGUGAUUUUGCGUUUAUUUGCUGCUUCUGAGAAGUUGGAUUAGGUGUUUCUGAGAACCCCAUUUUUGUUAGGUAUCUACUUCUUUUGUAGGCCUUCAACCGUCACCUAAAAUUCGUGUUUGCGGAUCUGUUUGCUUAUUCAACCCACCAUAGCUGAAAUUUUGGAGUAGCUCCUUGGUUCAUUUCAUCAAUUUCUCUAGUAAUGUGCUUCUUUUUCCCGGAUAAUGGGGUUAAAAAUCUAGUUUUGCAUCUGAGUUCUUGCAAGACUUUACUCGGAUUCCCAUCCAAAGAGUUUGUUUCCAGUGUUUCGCGAAGCUUUUUUUAUUUGUUUUGGAUUGAUAUCCUGAAAUAUCGCCUCUUAUAGGGCUUUUCAUGCCAUAAAAUAAGGUCUGAUUCUCUGAUAAAUGGCAACAAAGGGAGAGAAUUAUAGUGAAGAUAUAGAAGGAGGGCCACACGACCUCUUCUCAGAUGAGAGUGACGAUAGCCUCUGCUUUUCUGAUGCAGAGGACCGGUCCUGGCAUUCACCAUAUGGUUCAAAUUGUGCUGGUUCUGCAUAUGAUGAGUAUCGGUUCUCGGGUGCUUCUCAUUUCGAGAUAGAUGAUGGAAUUCAAGAGCCAUGCAGAAAAUCUAGCUUCUCAGAGUGUUCAGUCGAGGUUGAUUUGGAGAGAGGGAUUUCAGAAAUUAAGGUAAAUAAAGAUAAGGUUGAGAGGGAUUGCAGGAUCUGUCAUCUCAGUUUGGAGAGUGGUGCCCCGGAGUCGGGCAUCCCAAUUGUAUUGGGCUGUUCUUGCAAGGAUGAUUUAGGUGCUGCACACAAGCAAUGUGCUGAGACAUGGUUUAAAAUCAAAGGAAACAGAACCUGUGAGAUUUGUGGCUCAACUGCACGGAAUGUGGUUGGAACUGGGGAUACUGAGUUCAUUGAGCAGUGGAAUGAAGCAAACAAUGCUGCUGGACCACCUGCGUCACCAUCGGAAACCCGAAGCUUUUGGCAGGGGCAUCGGUUCCUCAACUUCUUGCUUGCAUGCAUGGUUUUUGCCUUUGUUAUCUCCUGGCUUUUUCAUUUUAAUGCUCCUGGUUGAGUCCAUUUCCAGUUGCAAGGGUUCCCCACUUUAUCAUAAGAAAGUUAUCUCCAUUGCUAGCUGGAACCCAUUGGCAAUAUCAUUACAAAAAAAUCCAAGAAGAUUUGGUGACAGCACCAUGAUGCCUUCUAAUAGUAGGAAAAGUUCUGUUGAGUUUAUUGCAAGGGCGGACAAAAUAACCAGAUGCCUCGUAUUGGGUGUCAAAAAUCUAUCGCAAGUUCUUUGAGUAGAGAAAAAGAUCAGGCCAACAAACCAGGAUGCUGCCUAUCAGGAAUCAGAUUGUUGAUAUGUUCUUCUCCUCCCC